Molecule: messenger RNA, 876 nt
Organism: Puccinia triticina
Lineage: Eukaryota; Fungi; Basidiomycota; Pucciniomycetes; Pucciniales; Pucciniaceae
Exons: 6
Coding region: 1-876 (291 amino acids)
Molecular function (GO): copper ion binding; electron transfer activity
Source: RefSeq, a predicted model, not a curated record
AUGUCAAAGCUAGCUCAACUCUUCGUAGUAAUAGUGAUUUGGGCCAGCAUCGUCACUCCACUAUCCUCACAGGGACCGCCCCCAGCUCCGCCAAAAGCCGAAGACCCUAAGAAACCCAUCCCUCAAGGGAAAAACUUCGUAAUCAAAGUAGGGGGUGAUGAUGGGGCCAAGGUUUUCAAUCCACCGACAGUCCGAGUAAAUGUUGGGGAUACGGUCACAUUUGAAUACCAUCCGAAGAAUCAUACCGUCUCACAGUCAACUUUCGAGAACCCUUGUGAAGUCCCAAUCGGACCAACAGGACCUGGAUUCAACACAGAGACGCAAAGCGUUGAGCUCAAGACAGCAAACAGCAAUCUUCCGCGAUGGACAAUACAAAUUUUGUUACCGGACCCGAUAUGGUUCCACUGCCUGCCUCAUUGCGGAGCUGGAAUGGUUGGAGCUAUCAAUCCGCCUACUUCUGGAGAUCAAACCUUUGAAAAAUAUGUCGAGAACGCCAAAAGGACAGGGGGAAAGGCCAAAAACCUGCGAGCUGGCGCCGGUGCCGGCGAGCAGCCUCCGGCUAGACCGCCGAUUGCGGCGUCUGCGGCUAAAGCAGGAGAUGCAGCUAGAGCAGGAGACAAGUCUGCGCCUGGUUCUUUCAAGGCCGGAGGACAAGACGGGACAUUGAAACAAGGUCCGACAAGAACGGCAGAUGAAGUGGCCGCAAUCAGCGCAAACUCAGCAUCAGUUGACGGAAAAGAUGCAAGUACUUUGGCUUCAAAAGGGAAAGACCCGGGGGCAGGUGCCGCUUCUAUGAUGAUGGAGAGAAGGAAGGCAGCUAUUGCUUCACUCUCACUUUCUUUGAUAGUCCCAGGUGUCUUAAACACUAUUUAUUGA